AUGUGUUUUGAGACCCCAGAAAAGAGUGACAAGCCACUUGUGGUUAAAGAAGAUGAAACCAAGACUUCCCCUAGCGCAGCCAAAAAGCUGUGCUCCUCCAGCGAGAAGUUCUUGAAGAAGUUGAGUGGGGACACCUCAGUCAUGAGGGACUCUGAGAUGUUGGAUCACAUUGGGAAGUUUGAGGAGGACCCUGCAGCUCUAGCUGGGACAAGAGCUGGCUCUCACCCGGCGGAUCCAGUGGCUUUCUUCUUGGGGUCGAAGAGUGAUGAAAACAACAAACUCCGCAUGAAACAGUUGGAGAUGUGGUAUCGUGAAUAUCAGAACAAACGGGGAUACCAGACCGUGAUCUUCAAGUCGUUCCAGGUGCCGACCGAUGGAUUGCCUGUCAUUCGAGACUGGCUCACGUGUUUUGAGAGCAUGGUGACCGGGUCCAUUGACCUUGGUUCCAAGUUUGAGCUUGAUUACUGUUCUGUGGACUUGAUCAAAGGAUAUGCAAGGGCAUCUGUCAUUGCGUUUGUGGUGAUGGUUGCUGCAGAAAUCGACCUUGACACAGAUUAUGACAAGGUGAAGCCAUUCGUUGUCUUCAACAAGGAUUCGUCACACAGGUCGUACCUCAACUUGCAGUUGAGCUACAGAGGUUCUGAACGCCAGCCUCCUUCCUGUUUGUCUUUGGCACUGACAUUUAGCGCAGUUUUGCUGGAGAAGAGCCAAAAUGGAGAACACGAUGCUUCCCUCAACACCGAGAGUCGCUUGAGGCUUGUCACAGACGAGUUCAAUGGCCAACCUGGCAUGAUCCAACGUUGGCGGGUUGAUGAAGAUCGAUUCAAAGCCUGUUUGAACCUGAUCAUUGGGACAACCCCAGGUGCCAGGUGCUUGAUCCAGCACCACCUCAACUUUCACAAGUGGCAGCUGUCUUGCUUUACGGCUGAGCUGCUGCGAUCCACGCGGUGGUUGCUGGGCGCAUCGCCUCGCUAUGCCAAAGAUGCGGCCAAGGUGAUGUUGACCGUGGACAAGGAGGUGCAAGAGCAUUUCUUGCGGAACCAUAUUUCUUGGUUCUGUACCCAAACCAAGAAGACGAAGGUUUCAGCACGACCAAAACUGAGACCAUCAGUGGCCGACUGGGACAAGUUGGUCGAUUACACCUGUAUCAUGCAGUGUGCGCAAGCAGGCUGCCCAGCGGAAGUGGACAUGGAAGUGAAGGCAGAGGUGGUGGAGGAGAAGGAGGAGGAGAAGGAGAAGAAGGAGGAGGAGGAGAAGGACUAUUUCGUCGAGAUCAUGAGCUGCUUGGACAGUGCUCUCCCCAAUUGGAGCGUGAAGCACUUGAGUCUGUGGUCAGAGUUGGUGGAACCCCAAGCCCUUGCUGUUGCCGACAUCAGCCCAGAGGAAGUUGAGACAUUCCAGGAAGCUACUUGCCAAGCCCAAUUCCAAGAGUUGAUGAGCAAAAUAGCGAUGGACGAAGUGGCAUGGGUUCGCUUCAAAGCCCAGCAGCACAAGAAGAGCGCCCGAGAGCACAUUGUGGCGGUCACCCACAAGAAGGCCCAAAACACCAUUGGCAAUGGGAUCGUCGAGAAGUUCAUGGAGCAGAUGUGUGCCGUGAGUCUGAUCCCUGACAUCUCGAAUGUCCCCAACUUGGAAUCAUGGUUCCGCCAAGCCAGUUUGGAACGGAAGGUCAAUGGGCUUCUUUCGACUAUGGUCCUGGUGGAUUUCACCAAGGUCGGGACAAUUAGCACAGCAGCGCUGAACAAGCACUGCACCCUUGCCGCCAAGAUUGUCAGCCGCAAUCCCCUGGGUUCCUGUGCAGUCAUCAUCGCUCCGUUGCUUUUUGGAACAGCUGGUGGGUUACAAGAACGAACACCUUGCAGGUUGAUCGAAGACAAACUGACCUCACUGGGCCUUGCACUGCGAGACUUGAACCUGGGCAUGGACCUCACAAGCUUACACCGAAAUUCUGACAGACCUGCCUACUAUAGGGCAUGGUUAUGCGUAGCAGAAACAGCAUUGCCUUUGAAAGGCACCGGCCACCGCCGGAAUGCGCACGACGAAGGUGUGAAAGCAGCCCAAGUGUGCGCACACAGUGCAAGCGAAUUGUGGCGACUACAGGGGUUCCCUCAUGACUCCUUACCAAAGGCAAUGGGUGAGGCGGAGUUUCAUGUCCCAAGUGCACGUGCACACCUGACCUGCAAUGACGCGAGGAGGAACCUGACGGACGCGCAAGAAACAGGGCAGUGGGUCUCGGGGGAAGCCUUUUUCACCACCUUGCUGACCUCUUUGUGGAGGGAUGCCACCAGCAAAGCUACAGUGGUGCACACAACGGCCUAUGACGGCACCUUGGAGCGUGCCUGCUUGAAGCUCGAGAUUCCGGUGAUGUCUGUCACUGAUGUGAUGAUUUGCUACAACUACACCUUGCAGUCCAUCAUGAACUUUUUGUUGGAGGAGUGGAAGAGAGGUGCUGGGGAGAUCGGGAAACGUCUUCCAAAAUUCCAACCUGAACCAGGACCAGCAGAACAAGUGCCUGAGGUGGAACAGCCUACCUUCUCCGCUUGCAAGGUAGUUGAUGGGCACCUGCAGAUCCCACAGGAGAUCAAGAACCAAUGGAUCACAGAUCCGAUUCGAGCCACUGAAUGGAGAAAAACCUUGCAGGACUUUGACCGGAAAUGGGGACCCCAUGCGUCAGAAACUCCACAGACACCUGUGCCUUCCACACCGGCUACAACCUCCGCACCAGUCGAAGACCAACCUGACCCGUCUACGACCUCUUGGGACGAUAUCUAUGCUGGGGAGCCAAAGAGCAAACAGGACUUGGAGGCGAAGUAUGGCCCUGGUGCUCACAGUUUCAGCGUGAACAACAACGUGACAGGCAUCAUCGUUGAAGGGCCCAAAUUGUUCUUAGUUGGAACUGCGCACGCAGAGCUGGACGACCAAGAGGGGAUACUCUUUUUUGGAGCGGGAACCUGGCUCCUUGAUACAAAGGCGACCGCAUUUGCUGAGGACAGGGUUGUCUGGGAUUUCCAAUUUAUACUGCGCUAUAUUUAA
This is a messenger RNA of Cladocopium goreaui, 3033 nucleotides long. The record is from the annotation of a GenBank genome assembly. Lineage: Eukaryota; Dinophyceae; Suessiales; Symbiodiniaceae.